Lolium perenne is the source of this 1105-nucleotide messenger RNA. RefSeq names its product lachrymatory-factor synthase. Lineage: Eukaryota; Viridiplantae; Streptophyta; Magnoliopsida; Poales; Poaceae. The record is from RefSeq and is a predicted model, not a curated record.
GUCCCACCGGGGCACCGGUCGAAAGUCGCUGGCCGUCAUAAAAAAAACCAUGCAAAUGCAAUGCCUGGUGACACGUUCCACACCCCAAGAGAUUCCUGCUCGCGCGCCAUCCCUACAUAGCACUCGCCCCACCCAGAGUCAAACACAAGUUUCACAGCCACCGCCCGGCCCGAUCGUAAAACAAUGGAGGAAACGUCGUCAACGCAGGCGCCAGAGCAGCAGGCGCAGGAGUGGAACGGCGCGGUGGAGGCCCUGCUCCCGUCGACCCCGGCUGCCGCGGCGUGGCCGCACCUCGCCAGCUUCUGCGCGCUGCACCGGUACCUCUCCGGCGUCGACGUCUGCGAGCGCGUGGCCGGCGAGGACGGCCAACCGGGCUGCGUCCGCUACGUCGCCUCCCACCCGGCGCCGGCGGGGGAGGAGGGCCAGGAGCAGCUGCAGGUGAAGUGGGCGCACGAGGAGCUGCUGGAGCUGGACGACGCCGCGCGCACGCUCAGCUACGCCGUCGUCGGCGGCAACAUGGGGUUCGGCCGCUACGUCGCCACCAUGACGGUUGCCGAGGAGACGGAGGCGGCGGGGUGCAGGAUCGUGUGGGAGUUCGAGUGCGAGCCCGUGCAGGGGUGGAGCAGGGACGGGCUCGUCGGGUACCUUGACCACGCCGUCAAGGGCAUGGCCGCGCGGAUCGAGGAGGCCGCCACCGCGGAUGAAUCCUGAGGCGUCGCUGGCUCGCCGCUUUAGCUUACGACAUCUCCUUGUUAAAAUCUUGCUAGUAGCUAUAUUAGAUUGAAACUAGUGGAUGUAUCUGGCAAUAUUUUGUUGCUUCAAGUUGGUUUUGUUUUUGUUGAGUAGCACCAGAGUACUAUGAAUGUAUCAAUGUAUCUUGGGAAGAAAAUGGACAAAUUUCAUGUCAGAUCUGAGAUCUGAAAAUUUGAAUUUCUGACAGAAAAUUUGUCCAUUUUCUACAGAGCGCAUACGAUAUCGUUUCGGUGCGAAAUUCGACACGGUGGUGUGUUCCAUGUUCAGGUACUUGCAUAUUUUUUUUCGGAAUUUUUUGAAAAGUUUUUGAAACAUUUUUUGUGUCACCAAAAAAAAGGGCUCAUAUGAGCCC